CUGAACUUACUGAGCACAUGAGAGCAGCCUCUGUUGACAGAAGCAGUCUGAGAUAAAGGUAGAAAAUGUUGUGACAGACUCCUGACCUGCAGACCUCAGUGGUCAGACCGAGGGGAGGACUCUGCUCAGCCUUCACUUCGCCUGCUCCCCUUUUUUCUGUGCCUUCACCGAGUUGCCUCACAGCUGGAAACAUGUCGUCCGUCUCUCUGCCUCCACCAGAAUGUCUGCAGAAACCGUUGUCGGUUCCUCAUCGUCACAUGUUUGGACCGGGGCCUUCAAACGUUCCUCCACGGAUCCUGGAGGCCGGGGCCAAUCCUGUCAUUGGACACAUGCAUCCAGAGAUAUUUGAGAUAAUGAGUGACAUCAAAAGUGGAGUCCAGUACAUGUUCCAGACUCAGAACAACGUGACUUUAGCUGUGAGCGGCACCGGACACACUGCGAUGGAGUGUGCCAUCUUUAACUCGGUGGAGGCCGGGGAGAGCGUGCUGUCUGCAGUCAACGGCAUCUGGGGAGAGAGAGCGGCGGACAUGGCUGAAAGGAUAGGUGCCAGAGUGAAUACAAUUGUGGCGCCCCCUGGUGGUUUCUUCUCCAAUGCAGAGAUAGAGCAGGCCUUAUCAAAACACAGACCAGCCGUGUUCUUCCUCGCUCAUGGAGAGUCCUCUACGGGAGUCCUGCAUCCUUUAGACGGUAUCGGACAGCUGUGCCAUAAAUAUAACUGCUUGUUUCUUGUUGACUCUGUGGCUUCGAUUGGUGGAGCUCCUCUCUGCAUGGAUGAGCAAGAGAUUGACAUCCUGUACACAGGCUCCCAAAAAGUUCUGAAUGCUCCCCCGGGUACAGCACCCAUCUCGUUCAGUGACAGAGCAUGCCAGAAGAUAUUUAACCGGAGGACAAAGCCUGUGUCGUUCUUCUUGGAUUUAAGUUGGCUUGCUAACUACUGGGGAUGUGAUGGCAAGCCUGCCAGAGUAUAUCACCACACAGGUCCUGUCACUGCUUUCUACACUCUGAGGGAGAGCCUGGCUGUCCUUUGUGAGGAGGGUCUGAAGAAUUCAUGGGAAAGGCAUCAAAAAGUGGCGGAGUACUUCCACGCAGGCCUGGAGAGCAUGGGUCUGAAACUCUUUGUCAAAGAAAAGAAAGCAAGACUGCCUACAGUAACCACGAUAGUUGCCCCUCAUGGUUACGACUGGAAGGAGAUCACAUCAUACAUCAUGAAAACACAUAACUUAGAGAUUUCUGGAGGGCUUGGACCAUCAGUUGGCCUGGUGCUACGUGUGGGGCUGAUGGGAUGUAACAGCAGCAUGGCUAACGUUGACAUGGUGUUGGGGGCUCUGAAAGACGCUCUGAAACACUGCCAUAAGAGCAAAGUGUGACAUGUAACAUGCUGGAAAGGUUACCCUGAAUUAAUGCUACUUUUAAAAGGAAAAAAGCUGUGUGUAAUGAUAAAUAUCAUUUUAAGUUCUCAUUUAGUGAAGCCAUUUUUUCUGUUGUAUGUUGGAGCUGCAGGUGUUGAAUGAUGAU
Molecule: messenger RNA, 1515 nt
Organism: Notolabrus celidotus (New Zealand spotty)
Lineage: Eukaryota; Metazoa; Chordata; Actinopteri; Labriformes; Labridae
Gene: agxta
Product: alanine--glyoxylate and serine--pyruvate aminotransferase a
Exons: 11
Coding region: 192-1367 (391 amino acids)
Cellular component (GO): peroxisome
Molecular function (GO): L-serine:pyruvate transaminase activity; L-alanine:glyoxylate transaminase activity
Source: RefSeq, a predicted model, not a curated record